Messenger RNA from Iphiclides podalirius (scarce swallowtail), 597 nucleotides. Lineage: Eukaryota; Metazoa; Arthropoda; Insecta; Lepidoptera; Papilionidae. The record is from the annotation of a GenBank genome assembly.
AUGGUAUGCGAGACGGAACUCGCCGAGUGGCCAAGAGGCGGACCCGAUGCCGGCGCGGCGAGAUAUGAGUUGGGACAGGUGUCGCGGCGACCUUCAGUGUGCAGAUACAAUCGGCGGGUCAGGAACCCACCGCGCUCCCCUGCGCGCGGCGUCGGGACAUUCCGCGCGCAGAGGGCCCGGGGAAUCUUUACAAGUUCGCGGACACUCGGGGCGGUCGUCCGUGUGAUGCGCUUAGCGCGUACGACACCGCUCAAUUGGUGUUUAUGCUACAUGCAGACAAUGGGAAAUAGAACCCAGACAUAUCGUGCACGUAUUAGCGUCUCGGGCGCCGAGCGAAACGGACGCGGCGGGGGCGCGGACUCUCUCACGCGACGCCCGGAGGUCGAUACAAUGACGGGGGCGGGAGGUGCAUUGUACAAACGGCAGCUAAUGCGGCGCGGCGCGGCGGAGGCGGCCGGUGUCGGAUGGCGCGCAAGCCGCGUCGCCGGGUCAACGGUCCGGACGGUGCGCGCGGCUAGGCGGCGACGACAUCUGCGAGGCAAGAGGGUACUCUUCCGUGCGCGCACCUGGCAGACGCGGCGCGCGUGGGGCCCGCGA